Molecule: messenger RNA, 8030 nt
Organism: Chinchilla lanigera (long-tailed chinchilla)
Lineage: Eukaryota; Metazoa; Chordata; Mammalia; Rodentia; Chinchillidae
Exons: 2
Coding region: 6033-6971 (312 amino acids)
Source: RefSeq, a predicted model, not a curated record
ACACAAAGGGCCAGGGGGUGAGGUCACUUCUGCAAUGAGUGGGCUAAGCCAGGGAGGCGACUGCCCAAAAGAAGCAAACCUAAAUGAAACUCCAGGUGAGGGUCACCUGGCCAGCAACCUGCCUCACUAUGGAGUGCCACCACCACUAUGCCACCUGGUCACUCUCCAGGUCAGUGGGCUGAGGCAGAAAGACCAUGCAUGGAGUCUGUCCACCUCCCACAGAGAGCCAGAUCAGCACUAAGGGACAGUGUAUGCUUCUUUGUGUUCAGAAUAUCUUUAUUUUUUAAAUUUUGAGACAGGGUCUCAUUAAGUUGCUCAGGCUGGGCUUAAACGUGUGAUCCUCUUGCUCAGUCUCCCCGAGUGCUAGGAUUAUGAGUGCACCAUCACGCCUGGCUAGAACAUCGCUUUUUCUUUAUCCAGCUUCCUCCCAGAACGGUGGAAGAGAGGCUGAGAGUGAGAUUCUUAGAAAACACAGGGACAUCAGGAGUUAAACCACCCACUGCAUGUAGCUGGGACUGGAAAUAAAGAGGCCUCAAACACACCUUACAGUGGCUGUGCAAGCCGAUUCCCUGCUCUCCUCCCAUGGAGAACACAGGAAUGCGGACACAGCUCUUCACCACAGUGUUUCUGAGAUGAAUGACGACGCCUGAGCACAGUCUCUUUCAACUUGUUCUAAGUGAUCAAAGGCACAGCAGGGAAAGGGCCCCCCGCCCCACGCCACCGCAUGGUUUAAGUCUGCGCGUGGAUAUGGGCCGUGGAUACGGAUAUGGACCAUCCACGGAUUACAGGACGGUUUGAGCAGCCGAAAAACACCAACCCUUCAAAAACGAAUCAGGUCAACCUGCGCUUCCUGGUGUUAAGUUGUGACCAUUACCACCAACGCUGGCAGCAAGGGCAACAGCAAAAAUGAGCCAUCUACAGGGGCGUGUUUUCAGAAACGGGGCUCGUGUCACAGACCCGUGUUCUCCCUCCUUCCCCAGCGUGAGUCUUUGAGAUGGAAGUCCCUUUUGCCAGAAACGGCCUCUCUCCCCGAGGCUGUGUCUGCAGACAUCCUGGCUUCCUGGACCAAGCAUGGGAAAGAAAGGACACUUUUGUUUUCCCCAGUCACUCAUAUAAAUGAGCAAAGGAGUACCUUUUUCAUUGAACUGAACCUUUACCUGUUCUAAUGCGUGGUUAAGUCGAUAGCUAUUCUACCACUUUGGCUGGCCUUAAGCAUGUACCACACCUGCUAGUUUCCUUUUCUCUUUGAAAAAGAAUAACAAAAAACUAAAUUUUAAGUCCUUGGUAAAGUCUAAGGAAACAACACAGGGAGUUUCUACGCCUUUCCACUCAUGAGGCGACAGAGAUGCACCUGGCUGAGAGCGUACCCCAUCCUCCUGGGGAGCCACCCCAGCCCUUGGUCUGGGCACCUCGGUUCUGGCUCUGCAGUCACAAGACCUGGACCACAGUCGAGGUCCUUAAGAGCUGUGUGGCCGCGGGAGCCUGUGAUUCUUCAUGCUGAGGCAUCCUUCACGGGCUGAAAUGCUGUGGGUCAGGUGUCUAGGGCACUGGUAUUUAGCCUAUGGUGAUGACUCAGAAAAUGUACCUGAAAACAAAACAUCUCCACCCCUCCUAAUUUUUUCCACAGCUCUUACUGUAGGGGCAAUGGGAAAUGUUCCUUCCAACUCUGAAGGUUCUCUGGAAAAAACAAACAGUAAACAGGCAAAAAGGCACACAAAUUUAUUGAUGUGCAAAAGCGGAAGGUCACAGGGUGGCUUGAGAUUACUCAGAGAUGUACACUCCCCUUUGCUGUGGAGAAGCAGGAGAAUGGGAAUGUAGGACAUCUACUUGAAGGGAAACAGCGAGUGAUUUUCAGGGAAGCCCCACUGGGUUGGAGAACACGUUACGGCUGGGGACUGUGUCUGGUGUGCAGUUUGUAAAUGAUGCUCUGCUGGACGGAGACAGGACAGCAAUGUGUGACAAAGGCCUGCGGGUGUGUCAGCAGCCUUGCCUCCUGCCACAUGAGCUCAGCCAGUGACGCUCAGCUCCACGCAGGGGAAGGCCGGAGGUGGGGAGGAAGUCUUUCCUCAAUCGCCACUCUCCCUCUAGCUUCCCUUAAGGCAACCACACUGGCUGUGGGUCCCAGACCUCAUCUGUAUCUGGUGGGACCCAGGGUAUGGGACUCCAAAUUCAGCUGUGGGAACCUGAGGCUCAGGACUUUCAAAGCCCCUGGGGCAGAGCACCCCAUCCUGGGACACAGGGGAUCUGUUCAGGACACCCUGGUCCUGCCACUAACGGCAGACCCACAUCACUCUCUACUCUCCACACCCCACUGAUCCCAGGGUGGACAUACCCACUUCACCCUUGAAUGUGGCUCGUCAUUCCCUUAUGAAGGCUCCGUGUCAAGAGGAACACCUGCUAAACCAGCGGCUAAUCUGUCUUUGUUACCUACAUAGGCCCAGCCAAGAAGGGCAGAAGAAAAAGAGCGGCCCUCGGGCGCACUUCCUGCAUUCCUUUCUGUUUGUGCAGGGAGGGCGGCCUCAGCUUCCUCCCCAUUAGGUCGUGAGCCCCAAGAGCCCACUUUGCUUGUGGUGUGCCCAGGCCGGCGACAGGUGGUGCCCAGGCUUGGUAUUGGGAAAGAGGGGCAGGUUCCCCUCAGAGGCUGAGUCCCCUGGCUGUGCCCUUCUGCUGUAAAACUACAGCAGAGGAAACCGAAGCAGCAGCGAAAGAGGCCAGCGUGGGGCGGUUCCAGCUUUUUCCUGCUCAAGCUCCACUACUGGAGUCUGCUGAGAUCAACUGGCAGCAAACAGAUCAGCGGGAGAAAGGCACAACGAAUGGAUUUGCUAACCACAGCUUCUCAGGCUCGAAGCCUUCAGGUCCGAGGCCUGCACACUUGCGACCCGGCGUAGCUGUGCUGGACACCUGCCGGCCAGGGCCACAGGGUGCUGGAGAUCGACCCUUCCCAGCACCUGCACCCACAUCAUGCCUGCCUCACCAGGCAGCCACAGACAGGCAGAGUCUGGAGAUGAAUUACAGAUCUGUCUGCUACGGAUGAAGACAGAGCCGCUGCCCUGAGCCAGUGCUGGACAAAGCAGAGGCGUCAGCCAUUCUACACAGGUUGCGCUGCCCGCCUUGCUGACCCCUUCUUCCCAGACCUGGAGCUCAGUGUUGAUGCCAGCGGCUGUCAGGUCCCUGAAUCUCCUGCCAUCUGGCCCUCAUGGGUCCUCAGUUUUCCAGGAGAGUCCUCUGAGGUCACGCCACUGUCCUGCUAAAAAGUCCGGAUGCUCCUCCCUGGCCGGGCGCGCUCUCCACACGACUGCACCUGGCUUCCCCCGCACCUUCCAGGCCUGUGCCCGGCUUCCCUCAAACGUCAGAAUCGACUUCCCCAGCCAUGCGGUGUCUGCGCUCUUGUGCUUCCAGGAACCUCGGGCUUCUCCCCCAUGCUCCGCCCGCCUCCCCAGGCCUCGAUUUCAGAAUUCUCGUGAUGUGACGUAAUUUAUGAGCUGGCCAGGACUUGCAGAGCCAUCACCCCGGGGCCUCUGGUCUCUGCUGCCAGGCACCAUGCCCUCGACUGUGCUUGGCUUUAUUAGAGAAGUGCUGUUGGGUGAUCCGUUUCACAGAGUUGCUGAGGUUCGCCCUGCUGCUUUCUGCAUUUGCGUACAUGCCCCCAAAUGGCCACAAUUAGCCAUGUUUGGAAACCAGGCGGACAAUAGGAGUAAACCCAAAAUUGGCUGCCCUCCUAGCCCUGUGCCAGGAGUGGGUGGGGUGUGGCUGGGAAAAGUCCUCAGGAGCCACACCCCUCAGGCACCCUGCACCCCUAUGAGGACGAGGGGCCUCUGAACUACUGAUGCGGACACCUGCCGGCACCAGGAGCUCUGCUUCAGUGCCAAAGGGGUGCCUAGAUUUCCCAGGUCCAAAGCCAGCUCCUCGGCUUGCCUCAGCCUCCAUGCCCAGCCCCUCACUUCUGUCCUUGACAACUCCAUUCAGCCAGCUGAAAAGCCACACACACACACAUGCACACACCACACAUGCACACACACAUACACAUACACGCGUGCACAACACCCUCUGCAGCUUACCCUCCACCUGACCCUUCCCAGCACCUCCACCCACAUCAUCACAGCUCGAUUACAGUAAUCAGUGCCUUCCUACGGCCCGCCACAGUCCAGCGCUGCACCUCGCAGUCCACCCCUCAAUCAGCAGCCAGACGCUCCCAGGCCUCUAUUAAACCCCAAGACUUCUGAGCUCUCAGAGUGUGCUUAUGAAGCCUCUGGGCGCUGUGCUACAGCCCCCGCUGUCUCUCAGAUCCCAUUUCCUGCCAGUCUCCCCUCCCUGCACCCACUCCUCCCAGUGUGGAGGCUCCGAGCCCCUCCUGCCACAGAGCCCUUGCACACACUGUCCCCAGUAGCCUAGAAAAGGCUGCCUGCGAGCUCAGAGACUCGACCUCUCAUUCACUCAGGUCUCUCGCUCCAGGACGCCCCUCCCCACCUCCUCCCCUUUCACUUUACCUCUUGUCCCACUCCCUCAUGAAAUGUAGCCUUUCAGCCUGCUUUCUCCUGCUGGGCUGAGGUGGACCUGUGUAUACCUGGCUCUCAGACACAAAGGAAUGGGCGCUACAAAACACAGGGGAACGGUGUGGCGGUAUCAGGAUCUCUGGGGUCAUCUUCCUGGAGCAAAGUGGCCAGCGGGACUGGAUUAUACACAGCAGGCCAAACUCUGGAAUCCUGCUCUGCUCGACACCUAAUUACACGCGGGUCACCCAGAUGGCUGCCUGGAUGCCCCAGGAUGGCCUGGCCCUAUAAGCACGGCUGCCCUCUGCUCACCAGGCCCCAGACGCAUGGCUGGACACGGCAGAAUGACUGUCGGAUUCUGGUGCCAAACCAGGCACCUGCACACGCCUCUCACCUGGUGCCAACGUGCCGCUCUGCGGAUUCCACAGCCACCCUCACUCAGGGCGGCCCCUACCAGUGUUCUGCCCCGGGAAGCAAGUGAACCACAAACCCGCCCAGAACAGGAGCGCGUGUGGGGCAAGGUCUCACGUGGAGUGCUGUGUGCACAGGAAUCCGCCGCACAGCACAGCGGGCCGCGCUGGCAGGAGCGUGGCCUGAAAACGCUGCUCUCGGUACCUCUCGGUGUCUCCCUCACCAGUUCCGGUCCUGCCCUACCAUGACCCCUCUCCAUGCCUGACUGUGAUUUCUGGAGCACCACCUCGGCUUCAUCAGAUUUCCGACAGCCUAAUGAAACUGAGUUUCGAUGGGCUCCUGCGACUUCCGUUCGUCUCCAGCCUCCGUCGAAGGAGCCUUACCACACUGCCCACUUGUCUCCCCAUGACUCCCAUGAAACAGGGUGUCCCAGGAACAUCUGGUUUCUGCAGGGUCACCUUAGGGAGGCUUACGGGGCCACCCUGACCACCAAGGGGUGAAUACCCAGCUAUCUCCUGCAGUGAGGGUAAAGCCACGGAAAUUUCCCCUCAAGUCCGGGCCCAACUGGCCCGGACAAUGACCGUGGUGGGUCACGUGCCACACGGCCCUAUGGUGGGAUGUCCAGGAGUGGCCCGGCAGGGACUUCAAAUCUCACCCUCUCCUGUGGUGGGACAUGCGUGCACAUGGACAUCAGACCCAUUUCCCAGUGCCCCCUCAGGGUGUGUUCAGACCCCAGUCCUGGAGCCCGAGGAAAGGGCAUCUCCAGCUGCCACACCUGCUUGGAUGGUAGCACUGGGUCACCCUGGUGAGCAGUGCUGAGCCCCAGGUUCUAGGAACCAGGUCUGUGCUGGGGACAGAAACCAAGCAGUGUGUUUCUGGGAAACGGGUAUCUGAGACACACAGACGGCACACAAGCCCGAUGGCCGGGAGCUCCGCAGUCAGGCCUGACCGUCCUGCAGGGCUGCUGCUCCAGGAGCACCGGGGCUGCGGGGAGGACAGGAACUGGACUGCAGCGGGUGCACCCCACCCCCACCCCUGGUCUACGCCAGGCGGGCCGCGUGAUCAUCUCCGCAGCAGACCGACUCCAUCACUUCCUCGCUUCCGGCAAGCACAGGGGACAACCGGAACUUCAUGGCUCCAGUGUCCAGUAUGGCUGCUGGUUCCUUCAAGACUUCUGCACUGCUCAGGACCCUGCUUUCUCGAGAGAGCCCUCCAGGGCUCCCUAUUUUGGUUACAGAACAAUCUUCCCAUUCCAGAAGGACACCUCCAAUCAGUACCUUUGCAGGUGGACCCCCGCUUCUGCUCAGAGCCCUUCCAGGACCCUCAGCGUCUUCUGUUUCUGUGGCUCCACCCUGUGCCUAUCCUGAUCACCUGCUUUCUCCUCGCUGUUUCUCCUUGGUCCUCUACCUCCCGUUUCCUUGGAAGCUGCUUCCCUGGCAGCUCUGUCUUGUGAUUUCCCAGCACCCGGCACCGGGCACCAAGCACAGAGCCCAGCCUGGCGGGUGUGCAGGCCAUCUGCCACACCACCCCAAGAGAGUACGGGUCCUGCACCCUCACCCUGCUGCUUGUCACCAGCUGGGAAGAAUAGGCAGGGUUUCCUGUAUGUCUCUGGGACAUGGGGGAACGGGAUGCCCAGAGACACCCCGUGUACUGGUUGUGCCAUGUGUGUCCUGGUGGGUACCCUUCAUCUGUCGCCCUCCAUCUCACCCUCCUACUGAAAACCACGAAGGGUUCAGAGACGAACCCACACACGCCACUCGAGCGCCCGCCCAGUGUGGGAUAAAGAGGCUGCUCAUGUCCACAGUGGUUUGUGGUCGGCCCCGAGUCACCCAUCCUGUGACACAGCCUCCCAUAGACAGGCGGAAAGGAGGGUCUUGUGAUCAGCCGGGCCAGACACGCUUCCCAGCUUGGUGCGCAGCCAGGCGGGGAGCACAAAGAUCUCCGCAGUGUCCCAGCAGCCGUGCGCCCGUGAGGCCCAUUCAUCUGACCGGGCUGCCUGGGGCUCCUGACUCCAUAGGACUCCACGGAUACAUCACCCAAGACACAGAACGGCAUGAGGAGGGCGUGUGACUUCCACACACUGGCCCCCGAUAUUUCUCCUUAAAGAGAAAUACAAAAAUAGAUCCAGUUCUUUAAAUCAGUCCACUUUUGCCAACUGUUAUUUCAAAGGGAAUCUCUCUCUCACGACCUCAGACAGACCUGAAGUGUGUUUUCUGAGAACUCAACUGAGCAUUUCAAGCCAACCUCAGGUUCCUCUCUGGGAGGGCAGGUCUGGCGGCCCCACUCCUACUCAGGCAAGGCAUGGAGGCGGCCUGCACUGGAAGUGGCGGCCCCGUCCUGAGGCUCCGCUAUGGAGCUCAGGUUGAAGUGUGGGGUUGGAGCGGCUGGAGUGGCGGCAGCUUCUAGGCUCUAAUGUGGUCCCUUGUUUCCUGAGGGUCCUCAUCAGUGACUCCCACGUGCCGUGUCUGAGGCUCCCGUUCAAGACAGGCAUUUAAUGGGGACAGGACAAGGGGAAUGAAGACCAAGGAGCACCAGCUCACCAGGAACAGCUGGAACUCGACCAACACUGUCCCCGGGACACCAGCAACGCUACCGCGUGCAAACCCCGAGGGAGCUGCCGAGAAGGGCGAUGGCGGGACGGGGCGUCAGGGCCUCCUUCCUCACUUCCUGGAGAAGGGCAAAGGGCAGUCUCAGGGCCCUGUGCCACAUCACUGAGAACCUGGCGUCCCGGACAGUAAGCAGUCCGUACAAUUCCUGCCACGAAUGAAUGAGGGAAUGGAUCUCUGUGCUGACGAGCCCCAUGCUCCCGAGCUGCUAAUCUAGAUGCGCAGAGCAGUACGCUAAGAACACAUCCAUACACCACCCACAUCUACUAGGGGAAGGAAGGAGGGCUGAACCAGUACCGUCCUGCCUCUCUAUCGCCCCUCAAACACCUCUGUCCUUGGGAAAUGAAGCGUGCGCAGAGUGUUUACAGACAGAAGCGGAACCCCCCACCGCCCGACACUGGAGGGAGUGUGGACCUCUUCGAUGGGAAACAGCGCUGAAAUGCACUUUCUUAGACUAUUUAACUGAAUGGAAAGCCCAUACAGUGUACUAUUGGGAUAAAUUAAAUUCACACGUUGUACUCUA